Capronia epimyces CBS 606.96 is the source of this 1230-nucleotide messenger RNA. RefSeq lists its product as uncharacterized. Bases 1 to 1230 code for a protein of 409 amino acids. Gene Ontology annotation, molecular function: O-methyltransferase activity. NCBI's taxonomy places the organism in Eukaryota, Fungi, Ascomycota, Eurotiomycetes, Chaetothyriales, Herpotrichiellaceae. The record is from RefSeq and is a predicted model, not a curated record. The transcript has 3 exons.
AUGGCGGAUCCCUCGCUCACAUCGCUGGUCACGGAGCUUGCGAAGCUCGCUGCCGACUAUGUGCCUCCCACAGGACAUGACGCGGCAUCGCAAGCGCCCAAGGUGGCACUGGUUAACCUCAGCAAGAAGAUCAUGUACUCGCUCAUGGACCCUGGGAUGCUGGUGCAAGCACAUUCGCUCCAGAUGGCUGAAAUGGUCUCUAUCCGGACCCUGCUUGAUCUGAAGGUCUUUGAGAAGAUCCCGACAGGCGAUGGCCAGACCAUCACGGCCAAAGAGCUCAGCGAAAAGUCAGGCGUUCAGGAUACUCUGCUUGAACGGCUUCUCCGACCUCUCGUCGCUUCAGGUUUCAUCACCCAGUCAUCGGACGGGUCGUACGGGUCAACCAAGUUCUCGCAGGCCUACAUCUCGUUCCCCGGCCUGUUCUUCACGCUGAUGUUCGACCACUUUCUGCAGCCCAUGACCGAUCUGCCCAAGUAUCUCAAGACGCACGGGCCGGUGGAGCCGACGUCGUUCUACGUCAACCCCUACUCCGACUACCACCAGGCGAGCGACUCGGGCCUGACGACCUGGGAGAUCAUGUCCAAGGAUCCGGAAAAGCUGAAGACGUUCCAGAUCGGCCUGACCCUCGGUGACACCAUGGUCCCGGUCACAGGGUACUACGACUUCGACCAGCUUGCUCUGACGCCAGAAGAGCUGGAAAGGGAUCCCGACCGAGUGAGUCUGGUCGACAUCGGCGGCGGGGUCGGGAACGUCGUCAAGCGCAUUCUGCAAGACUAUAAGAAGCUCAAUCCCAAGAACGUCGUGCUGCAGGACCAGGACAACAUCAUCGACAUGGCCGACAAGGAGAAGACCCCUCCUGAAGGGGUGAGGCUGGUCAAGCAUGACUUUUGGGGCCCACAGCCUAUCAAAGGUGCCAAGGCGUACUAUUUCCGCCGCGUCUUCCACGACUACAGCGACGAGCUGUGCGCCAAAGCACUACGCCAGAUCGUGCCGGCCAUGGCGCCCGACUCGCGCAUCCUCAUCGCCGACAUGCUGCUGCCGGACAUCAUGACCGAGAAAGAAGCCCACACGGCCGCCCUCGAUGUCGCAUGCAUGGUGAUGGGCGGCAAGGAGAGGACCGAAGACGACUUCCGCCGCCUGUUCGACAGCGUCGGGCUGGACCUCGUCGCUAUCCAUCGCGCACCCGGGGCGGCAGCGGGCGUCGUCGAGGGGAAAUUGAAGACCGAGUAA